UCUACGAUGCCAUGGCAACCACCAAAGCUCCACCUGCCGGUGAAGCUGCAGAAAGGCUGUUAAAUGAACCACUGAGGUGGGAUUAUUUCCUGCCUCCAAAUCCUUUGUAAACACUAGAUUACCAUAUUUACACAUUACAAUAAUUGUGGAAAGGUUUUUUUUUUUUAAAAUCCGGGGUCUUACCAUAGAUUUUACUGUUUAUUAGAAAUUUAUGUCAGAACGCUUAUGAAUGUUAGCAUAACCAGUCCGAUAGCAGCACAGAUGAGGUCUGCUGUUAUGUUUACACAUUACCAUACAGCUAUUUCAUCUCCAUGGUUACUAACAACAUCGGCUAGUCUGAAGCAUCGCUCAAUACUUGACUACCACUGGGUUUGAACUUCAGCAGGUUAUCUUGACCACAUCCACAUUGGCUGGUUAGAUGUAAGCAGUUGAACAGGAAUACCUAAUGAAGUGGCCAGAUGCGAUGCAGUUGCCCAAAACCUGUCAGUGACCCACCCACCUAUUGUAUCAGAGCUGCGGGAGUUCUGAGGUACAAUCGUGAGUCUGACAAUCACAGGAUGAAUUUAACAAGUUUUCCCCAAAGGUCCCAGACAGAAUACCCAGCACAAUGUGAGUACUGUGGGGAAAAGGCUCAUCCUCUACUUGUUCUAACAUGGGUACAUAAUCCUGAGACCCACUUCUGUUGUGCUCAGCGGCAGCAGCUAUGUCAAAUGCUGGUGAAGCAGAGACUUUUGUUUGAGGAGAGAUCUAACCUAACCUUUGGUAAUCUAACUUCCAAAGACCACAUGGAAAUUCUGUACCACAAAUCCAGACAGAGUGAAGCUUACCGCAUGUUUAUGAAAGGCUUUCUGAGAAAACCUAGAAUACAAUCAAGAGAAUCUACAAUCUACAGUGGUUACCCAGGGAAGACCUCUGUCUCUGCACCAGGGGUCUUCAGGUUAAGACUCUCACAUGCUCCAGGAAAGGGGACAACGUAUUGCAGUAGCACAAGUGAAAAAUGCUUAAAAAUGGAAGAGGAGGAGGUGUUGCUCCCUUUUUAUGAUUGGAAACCAUUUCAGUUUGGCAUAUGUAAUCAUCAGGUGGGGUCUGAAGUUUUACAGAAAUUUUAUUCCAGUGGCAUCAAAUUCCUUACCAUGUUCCCUGAUGGCUCUGCUCAGGUCUUUUAUCCCUCCGGCCUCUUGGCUGUACUUAUCGUGGUCACUGAACACAAUGGAAGAGUUUGUAUAGUGUAUGACGACGUCAGUGCCCCUAAUCAACAAAUCAGAGCUAUAUUCCAGUCUGAUGGCAGAGCGACAUGCUAUCACACCAAUGGAAACAUAUGGCUGUCCUUAAACAUGUCUGGUGGCCGAUGCUUAAACAAUGCAGGCAACGUAACUUGUAAGUGGAGCUGGGGUACUCCCACGCCCCUGCAGCCCAUCUUUCUGUCCCUCAACAAAACUGUUGGAGUUCGAGUCCUGGGGAACAAACAAGUGUUUGUUUCCUUCUUGGCGGGCAGGCAACAGGCUAAGUUCAGUGUGGGUACCUGCUGUGCUCAGGGUGAAUACGUGCAUACUUCAGGCUCAUCGGUCUCUAAAGACGAGCUGCUGGCAUUGGCAGCCAAAAUCAGGAUCCACGCAGCAAUUCAGCAUCUUCACCAGUACCUGACGACGCCCUUACAUCCCCAAAAACUUAAUACUACACCAGCCCAUCACUUACAGGUUACUGCUCAAAGGCUCCUGAAAGUCAGUGAUGAUGUAAUGAUGAAUGACAGUGACAAAGCCUUCAUCCUCAAGUGCCUUCAGGAUUGUUGAUGUAUAUGUAAUAUUGGAACAUGAUGACAGUGACUGAAAAAACCCCCCCACAAAAAAACCCCAAAAAAACUGGAAAAACAUUUUGCAUGUCUCAUUUUUUGACUUUAGUUACCAGAAAACUAUAUCACCUAAAGAAAAAAAACAAAAAACAUUUCAUGUACUAGCACCUGAGUGCCAGCAUGUCGAUAUUUUAAUAUAUAGAGAUAAUCUUUAUAGCAUGCUUGGCUGAAUCAGUAUUUUCUCAUUUUUAAGGCCAGACUUACCUUUAUUUUAAAUUCAAUUUAAAUGGAGCCCAGUUUUACAAAGAGAAUAUCAAGUAAAGGUGUUAUACAAUUAACCCAAUAAAUGACUUUCAUUA
Molecule: messenger RNA, 2148 nt
Organism: Neolamprologus brichardi
Lineage: Eukaryota; Metazoa; Chordata; Actinopteri; Cichliformes; Cichlidae
Product: glutamate-rich protein 6
Source: RefSeq, a predicted model, not a curated record